UAGGCUCCCUUGUUUCGAUCCGGCGGAGCGACUCGUCUCGUCUGCCCCCGCGUCGCGAUUCCCAUGCAGUCGUGCGGUGUCUCGCUCGCCGUCGCCGCCUGCGCCGCCGCCGCUCGGAGUCUCGGCUCUGUCUCUGGUGGUGAUGAGGAAAAGAAAAUGGCGGCGGGAAAAGCGAGUGAGACCGAGGAGGACUUUCCGACACUGACAGCCCAGGAGAGGGACGGCUUGGUCGGGAUUGACAGCUCGCUGUUUGGAUUUCAGAGGCUUCAUGAAGAUGGCGCCAGAACGAAGGCCCUGUUGAUAAAGGCUGUUCGCUGCUAUGAUUCGCUCAUCCUGAAAGCUGAGGGCAAAGUGGAGCCCGAGUUAUUCUGCCAGCUAGGCCACUUCAACCUCCUCCUGGAGGACUAUCCGAAAGCAUUAUCAGCAUACCAGAGGUACUACAGUUUACAGUCAGACUACUGGAAGAAUGCUGCCUUUCUAUACGGCCUAGGGAUGGUCUACUUCCACUAUAAUGCCUUUCAGUGGGCGAUCAAAGCCUUCCAGGAGGUGCUGUACAUCGACCCGGGCUUCUCCCGGGCCAAGGAGAUCCAUCUGCGCCUUGGUCUCAUGUUCAAGGUCAACACAGACUAUGAGUCAAGCCUAAAGCAUUUUCAGCUGGCUUUGAUUGACUCCAACCCCUGCACUUUGUCCAAAGCUGAAAUUCAAUUCCACAUCGCUCAUUUGUAUGAGAUUCAGAAGAGAUACCGGGCUGCCAAAGAGGCAUAUGAGAGCCUUCUGCAGACUGAGGAUCUCCCCGCACAGGUGAAGGCCACUACCCUGCAGCAGCUAGGCUGGAUGCAUCACACAGUGGAACAGCUCGGGGACAAAGCAAACAAGGACAGCUAUGCCAUCCAGUGUCUGCAGAAAUCUCUGGAGGCUGACCCCAACUCUGGACAGUCCUGGUACUUCCUUGGCAGGUGCUACUCUAGUAUUGGGAAGGUCCAGGAUGCCUUCAUCUCCUACCGGCAAUCCAUCGACAAAUCAGAGGCCAGCGCAGACACUUGGUGUUCCAUAGGGGUGCUCUACCAGCAGCAGAACCAGCCCAUGGAUGCGCUGCAGGCCUACAUCUGCGCCGUGCAGCUGGACCACAGCCACGCUGCCGCCUGGAUGGACCUGGGCACGCUCUACGAAUCCUGCAACCAGCCGCACGACGCCAUCAAGUGCUACAUCAACGCCACACGCAGCAAGGCUUGCACCAACGUCGCCGCGCUCACCCACCGCAUCAAAUGCCUGCAGGCUCAGUUGAGUAAUCCCCAGCUCAGUAGCCUACAGGGUAAAAGUAAAAUGCUCCCUCUUAUUGAGGAGGCAUGGAGUCUACCAAUCCCAGCUGAGCUCACUUCCAGACAGGGAGGCCUGAGCAGUGCACCGCAGCAGGCAUGUAAGCCCCACCAAAGCGCGGAGGGCGGGGGCUCGGGACAGUCUCUGCCCCCUCAUGUCGGCUCCCUGGGCCAGGCUGAGGACCAGUCCAGCCCCGCCAAGAGGAGAAGAGCCUCCAGCCCCACCAAGGGUGACUCAUGGGCCAGUAAUCCAGCACAGCAGCCAGUUCCCAACUGGUACCUCUCCUCACAGAAAUUACAGCUGCUGGAACAUUUGCGCAGUAACCGGGCCAGCCUGAAACCCGUGCAGCUUCAAAUGCUGGAGCAGCUGGAGGCGCAGCUCACCAUGAUGCAGCAGCACCAGCAGCAGAUGCGACAGAAUGCCUCAGGAGGACAGCCGCGCCCCUCGCUCCCCAACGGCCCCACCACCAACUCCCUGCCCUCUCCCCACCCAAGCCUUCACCCCUCCCGGCAUCAGCUGGGACCCCACCGGCCCCCUUGCCCGCCUCAACCACUGGCCAACGGGCCCAUGGGCCCUGGGCCACACGGACACUUGGACUCCCUCUCUGUGGGCAACAGCACCAGUAGUAGUAAUAGUAACAGAAUUAGUUGUAGUAGUAAUAAUAGUAGUAAUAAUCAGCCAGGGCCCAUGGCCACAGGACCCAAUGGAGAUGUGCCUUACCUGCAGCCUGCCGGCAGCGGCUACACCGCACUGCUACCUCACACCUGCACAAGUACGCAAACACAGGGAGCCACCCAGCGCCGGGCCCUGCACCUAAACUCCUCUCAGGGGCUUCAGAAGGGUUCUGCUCCGCAUGCGGCGGGCUCCAACGCCAACGGGUUGCUGUCUCACCCCCAGACGCCUGACGGCUCUGCCGCUGCCCCUCCCCACUCUCACAAUCAGGUCGGACAUUCCGCCAGUGCUGCGUCGCCACGGCAACAGGCUCCUAACCACCUCCCAUCCCCCCCUGCCCUGCCCCACUCCGCUACCUCAGGUGGAGCGACACCUGACGCGCCCCCUACCAAAGAUGGCAACACCACAACCGGCCCCAUCAAAGCCUCCGUGUCUCACGGCAAUGGGGGCUCUGAGGGCCAGACACCACCGCUGUUGUCAUCAGCCAACACCACAGGGGUGCAGCCAGAGAGCCUGGCCAAUCACAUCCACCUGGGAGAUGGCGGCAAAAUGGGCGAGGGUGGUGAGAAGCCGAGCCUUAGCGCAGACAAUCCCAGGCUAUCUGCCCUGCUGGCGGGGGGGAAGGGCCCCGGGGACGGCAACGGACAGUCGGAGGGAGCUGCGGCUGGAGCAUCGAACGCCCUUGAGCCCCACAAGAAGGUCAACAACAUCCACCCAGCCACCCUGCCCUCCACCCCCCACGCCCAGGGCAGCUCGGCUGCCUCUUCGCCCAUUUCUGCCAUAUCCACCGCCACGCCCUCGCCCAAAUCCUCAGAACACAUCCAAACAGGCGCCCACAGUCCCACGGUCUCCGCCACAGCCACAUCCACUGCACCUGCCGUGAACGGGAAUGGCAAAGGAAGCAUCUCUGAGGACUCGCGGAGUCCGAUGAAAGCCGAGCCGCCUACCACCACCACCAGUCUCAAAGCCACACCCCCACACGGGCAGAGCUCUUCAUCGUCAUCGUCGGUAUCCAUCUACCCAAGCUCCACAGAUGUGCUCAAGGCCUGCAGAAACCUGGGGAAGAAUGGCCUCUCCAACAGCAGCAUCCUCCUGGAUAAGUGUCCCCCACCACGCCUGCCCCCUCCACCUUCCCCGCCCCUCCCGAAGGACAAACUCAACCCGCCCACGCCCAGCAUCUAUCUGGAGAACAAGAGGGACGCUUUCUUCCCACCGCUUCACCAGUUCUGCACCAACCCCUCCAACCCCGUCACCGUCAUCCGAGGACUGGCCGGGGCGCUUAAACUGGACCUGGGUCUGUUCUCCACGAAGACGUUGGUGGAGGCCAACCCAGAGCACCUGGUGGAGGUGCGGACGCAGCUGUCCCAGCCUGCCGACGAGAACUGGGACCCAAGCGGCACCAAGAAAAUGUGGCGCUGCGAAAGUGCCCGUGCCCACACCACCAUUGCCAAAUACGCCCAGUAUCAGGCCGCUUCUUUCCAGGAGUCCCUACGGGAGGAGAAUGAGAAGAAGGCACUGAAGGAGCCCUCGGACACUGAGCCUGCGUCAGCAGAGAGUGCUGCACGUAAAAGAAGGGGUCCCUUAAAGCACAUUAAGUUUGGAACAAACAUCGAUGUGUCGGAUGAAAAGAAGUGGAAACAGCAGCUGCAGGAACUUAGUAAACUCCCAGCUUUUGCCCGUGUGGUAUCGGCUGGGAACUUGCUCAGCCAUGUGGGGCACACCAUCCUGGGCAUGAACACCGUUCAACUCUACAUGAAAGUCCCUGGCAGCAGAAUACCAGGUCACCAGGAACACAAUAACUUCUGUUCGGUCAACAUCAACAUCGGCCCGGGAGACUGCGAGUGGUUUGCUGUACCGGAGCCCUACUGGGGAGUGAUGAGCAACUUCUGUGAAAAGAACAACAUCAACUUCCUCAUGGGCUCGUGGUGGCCCAACCUGGAGGACCUGUACGAGGCCGAUGUCCCUGUGUACCGGUUCAUCCAGCGUCCGGGAGACCUGGUGUGGCUCAACACGGGCACCGUCCACUGGGUCCAAGCCAUCGGCUGGUGCAACAACAUCGCCUGGAACGUUGGACCUCUCACUGCCCACCAAUACAAGCUUGCCGUGGAACGCUACGAAUGGAACAAGCUCCAGAGCGUCAAGUCCAUGGUUCCCAUGGUGCACCUCUCCUGGAACAUGGCGCGCAACAUCAAAGUGUCUGACCACAAGCUGUUUGAAAUGAUCAAGUAUUGCUUGCUGCGGACGCUGAAGCAGUGCCAGUGGGUGAAGGAGUCCUUGGCGUCCGCCGGUAAGGAGACAGUGCUGAGGCCCAGGAGCAGAGACGAGCCAGCCCACUACUGCACCAUCUGCGAGGUGGAGGUGUUCAACCUGCUGUUUGUGCGCAGUGAGUUCCUGUCCAGCAAGCAGUACGUGGUCCACUGCCAGGACUGUGCCAGGAAGGGCAGCGCCACGCUGGACAACUUCGUAGUGCUGGAGCAACACAGAAUGGACGACCUCAUGCAGGUCUACGACCAGUUUACAUUAGCACCUCCUCUUCACUCAUCCUCAUCUUGACAUUAGACGACACCCUUUUCUUCUGCGGAGCGAUCGAGCCUAUUUACAGGAACUUGUAUUAACGACGAGACAAAACACACACACACACACACGUACUCCCAUACAUGGACCAUUUCUGAUAUUCAGGAAAGCCAAGGCCGUCUCCCCCACCGACGCCCAUAGCCCCUCCCGUAUGGCCGGUCUCCUAGCAACGGCCCGAGACCGCGGCGGCCAAGUGUCUGUCUAUGCAACCUGUUCAAAGUGCUGGGCCCGGCCCUCCCAGAGGGAGGUGCCACCGAGCGCUCUAACCCAAUACAGGACUCUCUCUCUCUCUUUCUCUCUCUCGCUCUCUCGUUCUCUCCUCUGCCCCCCCUCAAGUGACAAUGAUUCUGCCCUGUUUUAAUGGAGGACUUAAUCAAAAACAGUUGGGUGGGGGUGGGGGGGGUGGAGCGGGAUUAUUAAUGCGUGAUGAAAAUGUUUUGUAGAUAAUUAACUGUCAGAACUGGCAACAACACCCUGAAAAGACUACUGACUUGACAACCUAAUCCCCCUCUUCCCCUUCUUUCUUUUUAUUCUGUUAACAGGAUGAAUUGUUGGCUUCCGCUUGUUUUAUUGAAUUCUCCUCCCUCACCCCACCUCCUCCUCCCCCCCCUCCUCCCUUCCUAAAGGAGCACUAGCCUAACUGGUCUUUUUUUUUUUUUUUUUUCUAGGGUAGAUAGUAAUU
This is a messenger RNA of Lampris incognitus (smalleye Pacific opah), 5245 nucleotides long. RefSeq names its product histone demethylase UTY-like. Bases 64 to 4542 code for a protein of 1492 amino acids. Lineage: Eukaryota; Metazoa; Chordata; Actinopteri; Lampriformes; Lampridae. Gene Ontology annotation, molecular function: RNA polymerase II cis-regulatory region sequence-specific DNA binding; histone H3K27me2/H3K27me3 demethylase activity; protein binding. Gene Ontology annotation, cellular component: MLL3/4 complex. The record is from RefSeq and is a predicted model, not a curated record. Gene Ontology annotation, biological process: regulation of gene expression; heart development. The transcript has 30 exons.